AUGAGGAUACAGCCCAGCCCAACGUUGGUAAACCCUAUCCCGCACUCCCAUUGCCGCCGCCCCCACUACCUCCCCGUGGCGCGCCGCCCCCGCUCAAGCCGGAAGUCCCCGCCCCUAUCCCGACGCCCUACUCCCCUCUACCGAACGGUGCGAGGCGAGGCGCUCUCGGUGGCGGCGCAUCGCGCGGGAGGACAAGGACAAAAUUUGGGGGAGAGGCUCGCCGGAACCCUAGCCACUGCCGUCAUCGUCUUUGGCUCCGGUCGACACAGAUCUAGGAGGAGGAGGAAGAAGAGGAGGAGGAAGAGGAGGGAGCAGGGCGCGACCUGGGGGAGGCUGCAGAGGGAGCAGCGGCCGGGCUGGGGCGGUGGCGGAGGGAGCAGCGGCCGGCGGGGAAGCAACGGCCAGGCAGGGUUCCUUCGAGGCGACGGCGGCGGCGGGUGCUUGCUUGUGCGGGUGCGAGCGAUGGCCUGGGUGCGGUGCGAGCGAUGCAGCUGGGUGCCAUCAACUUGGAAGAUGGCAGAUGAGGAACAAGCCCUAAGCUCUAGGAAGAGGGUUGCAGGUACCCAAAUCAACAAGGAUAAUCCUGAGCCUGAUGAUGAUGGACCAGAGCAAGAGAUGGGUACAUUUAAGAAAGCUACUGAGGAAGUUAUGGCAACCCGGAGAAUUGUAAAGGUUCGGCGCCAGCAGACUUCAUCAGCUCCUUCUAAUCCUUUCUCUGCAAUCAGAUUUGCCCCCACUGAUUCUGGUGCUCAAACAAGUGCCCCUGUCCCAGAGGCCCAACCUUCAGAUGUCAAAGCUGAUGAGGGAAGUAAUGGUAAUGGGAAAGAUACUUUGUCUGUGCCAGACAAGAAUGUAGGCUCUGGUGUAAAUACUGACUCCAGUGCCACAACUGAAGCACCACCGCAACCUGUUGAAACCAGUGACAAGGCAGAAGACACAAAGGAUGAAUCUGGUGGAGACAAAGUGGUAGUUGGAGAACCCAACGAAGGUAGCUGCAUGCCAUCUGAAGUUGAGGGCAAACCAAAAGAGGACGAUGCUGAAGAAACAGAAGGGGCAGAUGAAGCUGGGAAUAAUGAUAAAAUUAGCAAGGAUGAUACGGAGAAGAAAGAUGGAGGUGAAUCAGAGACCAAGGAUGGCCUGUCUGAUGAGCAGAGAGAUGCUGAUAAAAUUGGCAAGGAUGAUACUGAGAAGAAAGAUGGAGGUGAAUCAGAGCAGAAAGAUGCUGAUAACAAAGGGCAGGCAUCAUCAACGACACCCCUUUUCUCGUUUAAGAAUCUGACAAGUGGUCAAAAUGCUUUCACAGGUCUGACCGGAACUGGAUUUUCAAGCACAUCAUUCUCGUUUGGCUCAGCCUCUAAAGAUGGCUCAAGUGCUGGUCCCCUAUUUGGGCUGAAAGCUGAUGCUUCUUCGUUCCCUUCUUUUAAUCUUGGUGCUGCUAACAACGGGAGUUCCGCCACAGCGCUUGCUACUUCAGCAGAGGCACCCAAGAAAUUUGCUAUGACCGAGGGCCCUGUUGAAACCGGUGAAGAAAAUGAGAAGGCUGUAUUUACUGCUGAUUCUGCUUUGUAUGAGUACCUAGAUGGGGGCUGGAAAGAAAGAGGAAAAGGUGAACUGAAGCUGAACGUCCCUGUAUCGGGCAGUGAGAGAGCCCGGCUCGUCAUGAGGACAAAAGGCAACUACCGGCUGGUCCUGAAUGCAAGCCUCUACAACGACAUGUCACUCAAGGACAUGGACAAGAAGGGCGUGACAUUUGCCUGCAUGAACAGCAUUGGGGAGUCACCGAGCAGCCUUGCCACAUUUGCUCUGAAGUUCAAGGACACAGGCACCAGGGAGGAAUUCAAGGAUGCGGUGGAGUCUCACAAGACAAGCAAGGAACCGGACGCUCAGCUGAAUACGCCCGAGAACUCUCCGAAGGCAGCAGAAGUCUGA
Miscanthus lutarioriparius is the source of this 1929-nucleotide messenger RNA. Lineage: Eukaryota; Viridiplantae; Streptophyta; Magnoliopsida; Poales; Poaceae. The record is from the annotation of a GenBank genome assembly.